ACUAGGUUAGACUGCCUAGAUAUUUUUAGCAUAUGGCAAUUAUAACACAUUCGAACUGUGAAUGAGACCAAGUUAAUAGUCAAUGCAUCAAGCCCCAACCGGUGUUGUUAAGCAUAUAUAAACAUGUAAUAAGUAACUUUAUUUGCGUCUCAAGUUCUUACGCAAUAUUUACUUAUCUAUACAAAGCUACAUUGGAUCGUGUAUUGAAAUAAAAUGGAGCGAUCUCUCGACGAUGUUAUCAAGAAUAAUUUGAGUGGAAACGAAUUGAGAGAAUUUAAUAGAAUAUAUUAUGGAAGGAGCGAGCACUGUGAGUUGAAAAUAAAUAAUUCUACAAAAGAUGCAGGCGUAAAAUAUAAUUUUGAUGUUUUGGGGUAUGCGUUUCACGCCUCAAAGGAGCAACUUCGUGAACCGAGAAUUUUGAGGUUAGGUUUGGUACAACAUUCAAUUGUUUUAUCAACUGAUAAGCCCAUAAAUGAACAAAGGCAAGCCAUAUUCGAUAAAGUAGAAAGAAUUAUUGAUGCAGCGGCUUCGGAAGCGGUGAAAAUAUUGUGUUUACAAGAAACAUGGUCGAUGCCUUUCUUUUUGUGCACAAGAGAAAAAGAACGAUGGGCUGACUUUGCAGAAUCUGCUGUUGACGGACCUAGUACAAAAUUCCUCAGCAAGUUGGCUAAAAAAUACGAAAUAAUUAUCAUAUCACCGAUAUUGGAAAAUGAGGAUGGUGUUUGGUGGAAUACGGCAGUAGUUAUCAAUGAACAGGGCAAUUAUGUUGGUAAACACCGUAAAAACCAUCUGCCAAGCGUUGGAAGUUUUAGUGAAACAUCGUAUUAUGAACCUGGCAACACCAACCAUCCAGUAUUUGAUACGAAAUACGGAAAAAUUGCUGUAAAUAUUUGCUAUGGGCGGCAUCAUGCAUUAAAUUGGUUGAUGUUUGCUCUGAAUAGAGCUGAGGUAGUUUUUAAUCCGUCAGCAACUAUUUCAGAAUUCGGUGAAUCAUUCUGGGGUAUUGAGGCUCGCAAUGCUGCUAUAGCCAAUGGGUACGUCACUUGUAGCAUCAAUAGAGUUGGAACAGAAGAAUUUACUGUUGGUAAAGACACAAUUAAAAGGUCUUACUACGGUUCCAGUUACGUGACUGCUCCCAAUGGGUUUAGAACACCAGGCUUACCAAGAAAUCGAGACGGUUUACUGAUAGCAGAAGUUGAUCUGAACCAAUGUAGACAAAUAUGAGAUCAGUGGGGAUUUCAUAUGACUUCGCGUUUAGAAAUGUACGCUGAUAAGCUCCAGAAAGUUGUUGAAAACUGAAAUAAAUAUUUUUUUCUCUUA
Molecule: messenger RNA, 1320 nt
Organism: Colias croceus (clouded yellow)
Lineage: Eukaryota; Metazoa; Arthropoda; Insecta; Lepidoptera; Pieridae
Product: beta-ureidopropionase-like
Exons: 1
Coding region: 214-1224 (336 amino acids)
Molecular function (GO): beta-ureidopropionase activity
Source: RefSeq, a predicted model, not a curated record